Messenger RNA from Haemonchus placei, 708 nucleotides. The record is from the annotation of a GenBank genome assembly. NCBI's taxonomy places the organism in Eukaryota, Metazoa, Nematoda, Chromadorea, Rhabditida, Trichostrongylidae.
AUGCCGGCCCCUACCGGUCUGGUAGCUAUUACUGAUCCCACCUCAGCUUUCACUCAAAACCCUUACUAUAAUGGCGGCUAUGGAGCAGGUGGUUAUGGUAUGUACGGUGGAACCACAGCCACAGCUUCGUACUAUCAGCAGGUAGCAACCGGUUUACGAGCGCAGAAUGCGCCAUUUCCCUAUGGCAUCGGUGCCGCGACCCCGUCCGCUUAUUACGGUAGUUCCUACCCAACCAGUUUUGAUUACUCUGCCUAUAAUCCACAAUAUUACAAUGGUAUGCGAGCUGGCUAUUACGGUAAUGCACUGGCGGCUGGCGCUACAGCAGCGUAUACGGGCACUGCGCUCUCUUCCGAUGUUUCUUCCGAGCUAUCGGCCUUUACGCUAAAAUGUGAUCGGAAAGGUGGAAAAUCAGCCAAGAAAAAGAAAACAGGCUCAUGUUCACCGGGUGAUACCCACUUCGCAAGAGUCUUUGUCUGGGAACUCGAUGACAUUUGCACCCUCACAACUGCUUCAUUGAACGGGCUCGUCCACAAGGCACCCCAAUUCGCCCGAGCUGCGGCACUUCUUCAAAGUUUCGCUGCCCGAGUCGUCGCCCUAACUUUUCCAGCUGAUCAGCUCGACGUGAGUUCGCCGUUUUCUCCUUUGGUGUUUUCGGUUUCGAUUGAUUGGAAAUCGAUUGCACUCAUCAGGUCACGUUCGAUCAAUUGA